AUGGGUCUUUUUAUUCCAAAAUUAAUUAUAAAACGGGAAAAAAAAUGUGGCGCAUUUGAUCAGCAGCGUUAUCGGGAUGAUUCGCGAUCAACUUCGAGAUCAACUGCUGAAUCCGUCAAAUACGAUUUCUAUACAUACGGUUCAUAUAAGGAAAUGAUUUUAUGGUUACGAGCAUUAGCCGGGAAAUAUCCGAAUUUUGUACGAUACAUAUCGAUCGGAAAAUCUCAUGAAAGACGUAGCAUUGAUGGCUUAGAGAUUGGUGGAAAUAAUCAAUCCAAACGAGUAUUCUGGAUUGAUGGAGGUAUUCAUGCACGUGAAUGGGCUGCACCACAUACAGCCUUAUAUUUCAUUCAUCAGUUAACAUCAAAAUAUGGAUAUAAUAAACAAAUUACGAAAUAUGUUGAUGAAUUGACCUGGGUCAUAGUACCAUGCCUAAAUCCGGAUGGAUAUGAAUUUACACGAUCCUCAACUGAUCCAAAUAUUCGAUUAUGGCGUAAAAAUCGUUCGUCAGUUCUGUGUGCGAAGGAUCCGUGGGGACGUAAUCGUUGUUGUCGUGGUGUCGAUUUAAAUCGAAAUUUCGACUUUCAUUUCAAAGAAAGCGGUUCAAGCGAUGAUCCAUGCGCCGAAAUUUAUCAAGGCAAGGAACCUUUCAGUGAACCAGAAGCAAGGGCAGUACGUGAUGCUGUAACGUCAAAUCGUUACCGUGGUCGUAUUGAUGCUUUUAUAACGUUGCAUACUUAUUCACAACUUUGGAUUCAUCCAUAUGGUCAUCGUAAGGAUACGUAUCCUGGUGAUAUACAGGAUUUGUAUGAAGUUGGCAAGAAUGCAACAAAUGCGCUUAGUAAACUUUAUGGUACAAAAUAUGUUGUUGGUAGUGGUGCUGAUACAUUAUAUCCGGCAUCUGGUGGUUCCGAAGAUUGGGCGAAACAAACAGCAGGCAUAAAAUAUGUAUACUUGUUGGAAUUACGACCCGAUGAAAAAAAUUGGGAUGGAUUUAUUCUGGAUGAACGACAACUGAUACCAACAGCAACUGAAACUUGGGCUGGUAUACGGGUAGUUGCUGAUGCGGUAAUCGAACGAGCAUAUCGAAAAAAUGCCAGAAUUAAUGGUACUAUAAGGCAGCAAUAUCGCUUUGGAAAUGGCAGUACUGGCUCAUGUUAUGAUUUACGUCAUGCAUGUAAACGAUGGGUCCGAGAAAAAGAAUCAAUCUGUCAAACGGUACCAAUUUUCAUGCGAGAGCAAUGCGCCUAUUCAUGUGGUCACUGCUGAUAAACAACUAAAUUGGGUUAAUGAGCUCUUCCCAG
Molecule: messenger RNA, 1304 nt
Organism: Loa loa (African eye worm)
Lineage: Eukaryota; Metazoa; Nematoda; Chromadorea; Rhabditida; Onchocercidae
Product: carboxypeptidase A1
Exons: 10
Coding region: 1-1269 (422 amino acids)
Biological process (GO): proteolysis
Molecular function (GO): zinc ion binding; metallocarboxypeptidase activity
Source: RefSeq, a predicted model, not a curated record